GCCCUAAAGUUUGACUGAUUCCAAACUCUUGAGAAAACGGAAAGACUCUUUCUUUCAUCACGUUUUCAUCUUAACUAACUGUUGCUGCCCACUUCCCCUUCUUUCCUCCCCACACUCCCUCUUUUCCUCAACUUAACAAAUACAAAAUUACAACUAAAUCUAAACCGUCACUUGCUAUUAUAAAUACACGCACUCUAGCGUCCACUAAAACGUGAAACUUAAACCUCUUUCGUAUUCAUCAUAUCCUUAGCUACAUAAUAAUUCCUAAAAAAUGUCUUCCCCUGCAUCUAUCUCAAGAGCCUUCACCAAUUUGCUGCUUGCGGCCUCAAUUGCGGCAGUUUUGGUGUCGGGCUUCCAAUUUCAAGUCGGCGGUAAAGAGAGAGGAUGGAAAAUACCAACCGGAGACGAGCCGGAGACAUAUAACGAGUGGGCCGCCAAGAACCGGUUUCGAGUUAGGGACACAAUUGAUUUCAAGUAUGAAAAGGACUCGGUGCUGGUGGUGAACAAAGCCGAUUACCUGGCCUGCAACACAUCAAAUCCCAUCUCCAAAUUCGAAGAUGGAAACACGGUUUUCCAGUUUGAUCGAUCGGGCCUGUUCUAUUUCAUUAGCGGGCAGCCCGGUCACUGCAAAUCGGGCCAAAGGCUAAUUAUCCGCGUUAUGCAUCCAUCGGAAAUUGCUGCCCCAACACUUGCGCCGUCACCAGCGCCGAUUGGAUAUUCAGGCGGCAGCUCCGGCGAAGGCCAGGAAAGUUCGGCUGGGAAUAUAGUGCUUGUCUCUUGCCUUGUGACUGCAUUUUUAGGUCUUCUUGUCAUGGUUUAUCUGGUUGUGUAGGGUUUGUUACUUUUAUUGUUUUGUUUAGCUAGGUUUCUAAUUUCUUUGGAUUUAUCAUUUAUGACUAGGUAGUUUAUUUUAGGGUUGUGUCUUGAGAUUGAUUGUUGAUUAGUUUAGAAUUCCACACUGGAUAUUUCAGUUUUCAGAUGUUUGGGCUCUCUUUGUUAUGUUUCUUAAUUAAUGGCUCUGUUCGAUUUC
Striga asiatica is the source of this 1030-nucleotide messenger RNA. NCBI's taxonomy places the organism in Eukaryota, Viridiplantae, Streptophyta, Magnoliopsida, Lamiales, Orobanchaceae. The record is from the annotation of a GenBank genome assembly.